AUCGUAUUGAGAAUUAUAAUUUUCAUACAUUUUACAUAAUACAAAUUAUAAAUGAAAGAUCUUGAUAUUACGGAUUAAAAUUUCAUAAAUGUGUAUGCCUUAUUUAAUCUGGAUUGUAGACGUUUUUCCACCAAUGCAUUGGAAUGUAAGCCAAGUAGCUUUGUAAUUUAUACGACUGAUUAAACGAUUUUUUCCACAUAUAUUUAACCGGAACAAACGAUUUUCUAUCGAGGCGAUGUCUUUGGCCUCCUUACGUUUGCGUGAUGUCGCUGGAGGAGGAAGGCAAAUGGUGGCAAGACAUGCGGCUUUGGGGUUGAUUAGAAAAGUGACACCGCACGCACAGCAGGGGGCUAAAAGUCCGCUCAAGACACCACAUGGCACCACCGCAUGCCACCACUGGCUUCAGUCAUCGAAGACAUGUCGUUCCCUGCGCGCGGAUACAGUUCCGGAGUUCGCUGUCAAAGGUAUCCCGGUGGAUCCAGGUACCAGGGCAAAUGGCUGGGCAUGCAGCCUCAUGGCUUUGGAGUGAAGCGGACCAGCGGUGGCUUGGUCUACGAGGGUCAAUGGCACCUGGGGCAGCGGCAUGGCUAUGGAACUCUGCGUCGGAAGGAGCCAAAUGGUGGCACACUCCGCAUCUACGUGGGUCAGUGGCAACAGGAUAAGCGAAGUGGCGAGGGAAAGCAGUUCUACCCCGAUGGAUCCGUGUACUUUGGCCAGUGGGAGGCGGACCAACGGAGUGGUCAGGGCAUCCUCUGGAUGCCGGAUGGAGGAGUCUAUGUGGGCGAGUGGCUACAUGACCAAAUGCACGGAAAAGGAGUACUUUUUACGGCCAAAGGAAGUCGCUAUGAAGGCCAAUUCGAAGGAGGCUGCAAGUCAGGGGCGGGAGUUUUCUAUCAUGACAACGAUGGAAGGAGAAUUCAACGCGGCUUUUGGAGUCAGGACGUCUGCAAAACGUCACUAAUGCCCUUGCUAACAGGAUAAAAUAAUAAAUUUAGUUCAGAAGCUUUCUUGUAACACUUAGAUAACAUAUAUUUGGAUAGAAAAUCAGUUUUUAAAUAAGAAUUGUAACUAAUGCUAA
Molecule: messenger RNA, 1078 nt
Organism: Drosophila gunungcola (fruit fly)
Lineage: Eukaryota; Metazoa; Arthropoda; Insecta; Diptera; Drosophilidae
Product: MORN repeat-containing protein 3
Exons: 2
Coding region: 388-981 (197 amino acids)
Source: RefSeq, a predicted model, not a curated record